GUAAACUUUUUGAUUGGCGGUCUUCGUCGUUUGACUCCUUUGCUUCUUUCAUUUCAUUCAUUUUUCGCUCUUUCAAAUACAGAAAAUGGCUACCGAGGAGUUGGUGACAGAGCAAUUUCAGUUUUUGGGAAUAGAUGUUCAACAAGAAGUUGUAAGCAAAUGUGUAAGUUUAUGUGAGGAAUACGAUGUAGAUGCCGAAACUUUAAUUGAGACAUGGAUGGCAUUCAGUUUAAAUCAUAUGAACGGUGCGUCGCCUACUAUUGAAAAUUUGGAGUCUUUAGCGAGAAAGGAAUUUUCCAAACGGACAGCGAUACGAAGCAACGCGCCCGCUAAAGAAGCUUCGUAUUCAAGCACCGCCACUGGCUUGACAGUUUACGGGGCACCUGUUUCUUCACAGCCAGAUAAUGAAGUGCUGUCAAAUUACAUGUCGCCUACUCUGAAGAGAGUUAAAGUAGAAAAGGAACCUGCACAAACUAAUCAUGUAGAGCUGCGUCCUGUUUCAUAUUCUCCAAAUAUAGAUCACUCAGCAAAGUAUGCCUCAAGAACGAACCCUGGGUCGGUGGUGCAUUCAUUUGGUGACGAACAGUUACUACAACUUAUAUCUCAACCGACAGUACACAGUGAUAUCCUGCAUGUGUCAGUCGUACAAAUGCCCAAUGAUGAUGGUGUUUUAUAUACUAAAUCUAUGUUUGGUUUUGAGCUGUUACACGAGAAAGCGACUACAUUUGACAACCACAUAAGUUACCUAUCACGAUGUAUAAUGAAAAAGGCUGGCAUCCAAGAGGUUUCUUCAGUUAAACAUAAAACACAAACGGAAGUGGCAGUAGCUGGUCGGAUAGAAUGUGACGCAGACGCAAGAUUGAAUCCUAAAUGCGUGAUGCUUCAAGGAACUUGGGACGAAUCUCUGAGCCAGGCUGUCUCUGUUGAUCUGGAUAAUUUAAAACAUUAUUCUCUCUUCCCUGGUCAAGUGGUGGUGAUGAAGGGCAUCAAUCCACGCGGCGACAAAUUCAUAACACAAGAGGUGUUCUGUGACGCUGCGUUAUCUAUUCCCGACCAUAGAGUAGAUAUGAUGAACUGCUUAGAAGGUACUUUAUCGAUGUUAAUAGUAGCCGGUCCAUACACAACAUCGGACAAUUUGAACUACGAACCUUUGAAGGAUUUAGUCACACACAUCACUACACACAAACCGCAUGUCGUCAUCAUGACGGGACCUUUUAUGGACUGCGAACAUUCCAAGGUCAAAGAUUUCACAAUGGCGGAGACCUUCAAGUCGUUCUUCGACAAAUUAGUCGACAGCUUAGGAGAGUUGAAUAAUAGCUGUCCGUUUACAAAAAUCUACAUAGUAUCGAGCUUGAAGGACGCAUUCCACGUCAACAUCUACCCGACUCCGGCGUACUCGAGUCGGCGUAAACACGCGAAUGUCUCUUUCCUUCCGGACCCCUGCACUCUCAAUGUCAGCGGGAUCGUUGUCGGGGUCACAAGUACUGACGUCCUCAUGCACAUAAGCCAGGAGGAGAUCUCUUUGGGAAUGGGCGGCGACCGGAUGUCUCGAGUGGCGUCGCACUUACUCCAGCAACAAUCCUACUACCCGCUGUGUGUCUGGGGCGGCAGUAACGCGGCGCCCGUAGACGCGGCGCUGUGGGCGGCGCACGCGCAACUACCCACGACACCGCACCUGCUCGUACUGCCCUCGAACCUGAGAUACUUCGUCAAGGAGGUGAACGGAUGCGUCGUUGUGAAUCCGGAGCAUCUCACCAAGGGCACGGGGGGCGGCACCUUCGCUCGAGUGCUGGUGUCCGCGCAAAAGGAAACUAAGAAGAUAUGUGCACAAAUCUUACGCAUUUGAGAUAAUAAAGACAUUGUCAAAGUAUUGCGAUUGUGUUUUUUUUAAAGAUUAUAUUUACUACAAUCCAUUUAGAUAUAAAUUAAGUAUAUCAGUAACAGACUUUCAAAUAAAACACGAAAGAUCUCUAUGUUAGCGUAAAACGUAGGGGAGCUCAAGCGGGACUUUUUGGGCAUUCUCAAGCGAGUCAAAAUAACAUAAGGGGGAAACCUUGCACCUUGUGAAGUACUCCCACCGUACUUUAGCCUCCUAUGUAGGGCCGAACGUCUAUGGCAGCAAUAAAAAAAAAUCAACAAACGGCCAUGGCUUUUAGUCGCUUCCAAAUUGUCAGACUUUUGAAUAGAAGCUACAUGAGGGUUCAUGUAACGUUUCGGAGGACGGGAAAAAUAUUGAUCUGCCGGUCUGCAUGGUCUGUAUUUGGAUCGCCGUAGCAAAAGGGUAGAAUGUAAGAAAUACAUUAUUGAGCGCUUCAGACAUUGAGAAAGGAUAUUCUCCAGUAGCUCCAGUAUUCAAAAGAAUUGUUGUUGAAAUUUUUUUGCUCCCCUAGCAUUCGGCCCUACAUUGAGGGCUCUGGUAUGGUGGGAGUACUACACAAGGUAUAAGGUUGCCUGCCCCCUUAUGUAAAUCAGCGUAGCUUAAGUAAAUCCAAAAAUCUCCGCUUGGUCUUCCCUACCGUAGGCUUUUGAUAUAUUAUAUUAUAAAGGUACUAGCGGCCGCCCGCGAUUUCGUCCGCGUCAAUUUAGUUUUUUGAGAUUCCUUCAGGAACCUAACAUUUUCCGUGACUGGGUUUCAAUGCUCAUCAAAAGCUUUUUCGGUUACGUACCUCGACUCUCAUGAAUUACUACGUAAGCAGCACAGAGCAACACUACCUCCUCAGGCGACAUCCUAGCAACAACUGACAAGUGUGGAAGACCUGACGGACAAGUUUCAGAAACAGUAAACUUGAUUAUAAACAAGAUGAUCAACUUCAUAAACAGUAGUUAUACUAAAUGUUGCAUAGGAAUAUCCGGCUUUACUUAUCAAAGGUUUCAUUUAAAUUUCGAGAUAGGUUGAAAAAAUGAAAAGCUGUUUAUUGAAAAAAAUCCAAAGAUCACUUACGCGGGAAAAAUUAUUGAGGUUCUUACUUUGAUUUUCCGCGCUUUAUUUGGGAAAAGUACUAUACAAGCCUUAGGCCGUAUACAGAAAGAAAGCCGAAAGCCGAUCCUUACUACAUAAAGGAAGCCGAUUAAAGCAGAUCAAGCAAAAUGUCGGACUCAUCGGACGAUGAUUUGGUUUUGUUGGAAAAUGUAUAUUUAAAAAUGCGAAAAAAAGCUAUACAUCCUAUAAAUAGAGAAAGGAAACGUUCCGGAGAAUACCAUCAUUUAUUUGUAAAAAAAUAUGAAAUUUGAUGAUCAAAGAUUUUAUACAUAUACAAGAAUGACUCAAGAAACAUUUUAUUACAUUUUGAAUUUAGUGAAAAAC
This is a messenger RNA of Chilo suppressalis (striped riceborer), 3304 nucleotides long. The record is from the annotation of a GenBank genome assembly. Lineage: Eukaryota; Metazoa; Arthropoda; Insecta; Lepidoptera; Crambidae.